CGCCAUUCAUUCUCACAACCACAACGUGGACGAGUGUGUGUCAUCACUGAAAGCGAAAAGAGCAGACGUUGAUAUACUUCGGCUGCUCCGCUUUAAAAAUUUUGACGCAAGUCUCAAUUCCGAGCCGUGGAAGGCACUAAAAAACCAAAAAAAAGAGAAGAAGGAGAGGGGGAAAAAAAUGCACGAUCAAAAAGUUUUCCGGGUUUGGAGGCUUCCGUGAAGUGGAGGCAGGAAAUUUUUCGAUCUCUAGAAGAUUCUAGGGUUCUAAGAGCAUAUAAUCUCGAAGCCAUUCGAGCUGGGAUUCAGGAGUCGUUCUUUGAUGUAUCGGAACUGACUCUGAGAAGGUUUGGUGAAACAAACGCAGCGUGAGUUCUUGGACGGGCAAAGAUUUUUGUGAAUGGUAUAAAUUAAGUGAUUGGGUUGCUCUGUGAUGUCCAAGAAUGGCGCUUAGGGCCCCGCCCUUAAAAGCUGCAGAGAUUGCAAUUAGUUCAAUUGGAUUAGGAUACGACAUAGCGGCAGAUAUCCGGCUCAAGUACUGCAAGAGGGAAAUUCCGGAUCCAUAUUUGAUCGAGUUAGAUCGAGAUCAGGUUCAGGAUGUUGUUCUUCCAGGUGGAUUAUGUAUUCCAAAUGUACCGAAAUCGAUUAAGUGUGAUAAGGGAGAAAGGAUGCGGUUCAGGUCUGAUGUUUUGACUUUUCAACAGAUGUCAGAGCAAUUCAACCAGGAGCUGUCUUUAUCCGGAAAAAUUCCCUCAGGCCUUUUCAACCAUAUGUUUGAUUUUUCAGGUUGUUGGCAGAAAAAUGCAGCAGACACCAAAUCUCUCGCAUUUGAUGGGUGGUUCAUUACCCUUUACACGGUUGCACUAUCAAAAUCUCAAAUUGUACUUCGUGAUCAUGUUAAGCAAGCUGUUCCAUCAACAUGGGAUCCUGUUGCUUUGGCAAGGUUUAUUUCAAACUUUGGCACUCAUAUUGUUGUUGGUGUGAAGAUGGGAGGGAAGGAUGUAGUUUAUGUGAGACAACAGCACUCAUCGAGCCUCCAACCUGUUGAAGUUCAGAAAAGGUUGAAGGAGUUGGCAGAUAGGAGAUUUCUUGAUGUAAACGGACCAUAUCAUUUGAAUUCUAAAGAGGCAUAUGGAAAGGAUAAGCUUGAUAUCAAAGAGCAACGGUUAAGGUUUGCAGGUGCCAAUUCAUCAAGUUCUUACUCUGCAAAGGAGGAUAUCAUGAAAAUUUUCAAGCGAAGAGGGGGAAAAGAUAAUAAAGAUUUAUCUCAUAAUGAGUGGUUAAACACAGUUCAAUCUGAACCUGAUGUUAUAUCAAUGUCUUUUUUGCCAAUCACAUCUCUCUUAAUUGGAGUUCUUGGUAGCGGAUUCUUAAAUCAUGCCAUCAAUCUAUACCUGCGAUAUAAGCCACCACUAGAAGAACUUCAUCAGUUUCUGGAGUUUCAAUUGCCAAGACAAUGGGCACCUGUUUACGGUGACCUUCCCCUUGGUCCUCAGCGGAAACAACAGAGUAGUUCUUCUCUACAGUUUACAUUCAUGGGUCCAAAGCUCUAUGUUAACACCAGUAUGGUUGAUGUAGGCAAGAGGCCAGUCACUGGUCUUCGGUUAUACUUGGAAGGGAAGCGGAGCAACAGAUUAGCGAUCCAUCUCCAACAUCUUUCAUCCCUUCCUCAAAUCCUCCAGUUCCAGGAUAACUCUAGCAGUUACUUCCCUCAGGAACCAUAUGACCGCAGGUACUACGAGCCAGUUCAGAGAAGACACUUUUCUCAUGUCUACACGGGUCCAGUUGAGGCUGAUGAUGAUUCCUCCAUUGUUACUGGGGCUCAGUUACAUGUCCGUCAUCAUGGGCUCAAGAAAGUCCUCUUCCUCCACCUCCAUUUCUCAACAGUUUCAAAUGCCGUGCUGGUUAAGAAUGCUGAGUGGGAAGAAUCUCUGAACUUGGUCCAGAAAUCAGGCCUCAUCUCAACACUGAUCAGCACUCACUUCUCAAUGGCUGCCCAGAAGCCACCACCCCGUCCUGCAGAUGUGAACAUCAACUCAGCAGUGUAUCCUGGUGGCCCGCCAGUUCCAGUGCAGACUCCGAAGCUGCUUAAAUUUGUCGAUACAACGGAGAUGAUGCGUGGCCCACAGGACUCCCCGGGUUACUGGGUCGUCUCAGGUGCAAAGCUGCAUUUGCGUAGGGGUAAGAUCUCACUUGGGGUCAAGUACUCGCUUUUGACAACAGUGCUACCAGAUGAAGAGUUAUAGUUAGAAGGAGGAGAAGAAAAGACAUCAGUUCCUUAAGCGCAAAACUGGUCCACUAAAAUCAAUGCCCCUUUUAAAUACAGAGGUGGAUGGAGAAAUUUUAGAAAGAAAAGUUGUUUCAAAGUGGGCAUCAGGGAGCAUUGGAUGUUUCACUGGUGGGUGUUUGUAAUAUAGUAUAGUAAGACAGCUUCUGUAAUUGUUUUGAACUAUGAGUUGUUUCCACCAAUGGUCGUUUUAAAGCCAAUGCUCAAUAUCAGAUAUUCAGAUAAAGCAAUUGCCUCUCCAAAA
Molecule: messenger RNA, 2528 nt
Organism: Elaeis guineensis (African oil palm)
Lineage: Eukaryota; Viridiplantae; Streptophyta; Magnoliopsida; Arecales; Arecaceae
Source: RefSeq, a predicted model, not a curated record